AUGGCGGAUGAUAAGCACGUGCUGUCGAUUCAGUCCCAUGUGACCCACGGGUAUGUGGGCAACAAGGCCGCUACGUUUCCGCUGCAGCUCCACGGCUUCGACGUCGAUGCCAUCAACACGGUGAGCCUGUCGAACCACAGCGGCUAUCCAGUCAUCAAGGGCCAUCGCAUGGAUCUCGAGGAGUUCACCACUAUCAUGGAAGGCCUGCGCGCCAACGGCUUCUUGAGUGACUACGCGUAUGUGCUGACCGGGUACAUCAACAACAAAGACAUCGUCCGCCAAGUGGCGGCGACCGUCACCGAGAUUCGAGAGGCGCGUCGGAAGCAGGGUAAGAAGGAUGUUGUAUUCUUCUGUGACCCCGUGAUGGGUGACGACGGGAGACUGUACUGCAAGGAGGAGGUGGUGGAAGCGUACAGGGAGCUGCUCACACAUGCGGACGUUGCAACGCCGAACUACUUCGAGGCGUCGAUCCUGAGCACCGUGGAGGUGAAGGAUCUCGCGUCAGCGAUUGAGGCCGCUAACUGGUUUCACGCGCGGGGCACGCCUACCGUGGUGAUUAAGUCCUUCGCAAUGGCCGACGACCCGGCGCACCUCCGCUUUUUGCUCUCUUGCCGCGACAAGACGACCGGGUCGACGAAGCGCUACACGGGGGUGGUGCCGUACCACGAGGGGCGCUACACAGGGACGGGUGACGUCUUUGCAGCCUCGCUGGUGGCCUUUGCGCACAGCGACCCCAUGGAUUUGGCACUCGGCAAGGCCAUGGGGGUGCUGCAGGAUCUUAUCAAGGCCACUAUCGAGCGUGGCGGCUCCGGGAAAGCGACGCUGAACUCGCGUGAGCUGCGGGUGACGAGCUACCCGGACCGGCUGCAGCAUCCGUCCUCCGUGGCCCUGGUGACACCGUUGCCGUGA
This is a messenger RNA of Leishmania mexicana MHOM/GT/2001/U1103, 909 nucleotides long. RefSeq names its product putative Pyridoxal kinase. NCBI's taxonomy places the organism in Eukaryota, Euglenozoa, Kinetoplastea, Trypanosomatida, Trypanosomatidae. Gene Ontology annotation, molecular function: pyridoxal kinase activity. The transcript has a single exon. Gene Ontology annotation, biological process: pyridoxal 5'-phosphate salvage. The coding region runs from base 1 to 909 and encodes 302 amino acids. The record is from RefSeq and is a predicted model, not a curated record. Gene Ontology annotation, cellular component: cytosol.